Molecule: messenger RNA, 4484 nt
Organism: Melozone crissalis (California towhee)
Lineage: Eukaryota; Metazoa; Chordata; Aves; Passeriformes; Passerellidae
Gene: ATP8A2
Product: ATPase phospholipid transporting 8A2
Exons: 37
Coding region: 31-3600 (1189 amino acids)
Biological process (GO): neuron development; phospholipid translocation
Cellular component (GO): plasma membrane
Molecular function (GO): ATP binding; ATPase-coupled intramembrane lipid carrier activity; ATP hydrolysis activity
Source: RefSeq, a predicted model, not a curated record
CAUGGCCAGCGCGCCCCGGCCGGCCGCACCAUGCCGAACAGGGCCGGCCUGGACACCGCGCUGAAGAUGUCCCUGCGGCGGAAAUCCUCCAAGAUCCACUCCUCGGCCGGACCUGUCUGUUCCACCUCGGGCUACAAGAAGGCGGAUGAUGAGAUGUCCGGAGCCACGUCCGCGGCGGAUCUGGACGAGGCACCAGCCCGCACCAUUUACUUGAACCAGCCCCAGCAGAGCAAGUUCCGCGACAACUGGGUCAGCACAGCCAAGUACAGCGUGGUGACAUUUCUACCUCGAUUCCUGUAUGAGCAGAUAAGAAAAGCUGCAAAUGCAUUCUUCCUCUUCAUUGCCUUACUGCAGCAAAUUCCAGAUGUCUCUCCAACAGGAAGAUAUACCACCUUGGUGCCAUUGCUAUUUAUUUUAACAGUUGCUGGCAUCAAAGAAAUCAUAGAAGACUAUAAAAGGCAUAAGGCAGACAGUGCAGUGAAUAAAAAGAAAACAGUAGUUCUAAGAAAUGGGAUGUGGCAGAACAUUAUGUGGAAAGAGGUAGCAGUAGGCGAUAUUGUGAAGGUCACCAAUGGGCAGCAUCUUCCAGCAGACAUGAUCAUAAUAUCUACCAGUGAACCACAAGCCAUGUGCUAUAUUGAAACAGCUAAUCUCGAUGGGGAGACGAAUCUUAAAAUACGACAGGGUUUGUCUCAAACUGCUAGUCUCCAGUCCAGGGAAGAAUUGAUGAAAGUGUCUGGGAGGAUAGAAUGUGAAGGACCCAACCGCCAUCUCUAUGACUUCACUGGAAACUUGCGCUUAGAUGGUCAAAGCCCAGUUCCUGUUGGUCCAGACCAGAUCUUGCUGAGAGGUGCACAACUGAGAAACACUCAGUGGGUCUUGGGUAUUGUUGUGUAUACAGGACAUGACACAAAACUCAUGCAGAAUUCAACCAAAGCACCUCUGAAGAGAUCAAAUGUGGAGAAAGUGACCAACAUGCAGAUCCUGGUUUUGUUCUGUAUUCUCCUGGUAAUGGCCCUUGUGAGUUCUGUAGGUGCCUUAUUAUGGAACAGAACACACGGCGAAGUUGUCUGGUACCUAGGCUCCAACAAAAUGCUGUCUGUCAACUUUGGAUACAAUCUGCUGACGUUUAUAAUCUUGUACAACAACCUUAUUCCAAUCAGCCUUCUGGUGACAUUGGAAGUUGUCAAGUUUACUCAGGCUCUUUUUAUAAAUUGGGACACAGAUAUGUAUUACCCUGAAACAGAUACACCUGCAAUGGCCAGAACCUCAAACCUUAAUGAGGAACUUGGGCAGGUUAAAUACCUGUUUUCUGAUAAAACAGGUACUCUAACAUGCAAUAUCAUGAACUUUAAGAAAUGCAGUAUUGCUGGAGUGACAUAUGGUCACUUUCCUGAGUUGGAAAGAGAACGUUCAUCAGAAGACUUCAGCCAGCUACCUCCUUCCACCAGUGAAUCGUGUGAAUUUGAUGACCCAAGACUGCUGCAAAACAUUGAAAAUCAUCAUCCCACAGCCGUGCACAUAGAGGAGUUCCUCACACUGCUGGCCGUGUGUCAUACUGUUGUUCCUGAGAGACAAGGAAAUACAAUAAUCUACCAGGCCUCCUCUCCAGAUGAAGGAGCGUUAGUGAAAGGAGCAAAAAAACUCGGUUAUGUCUUCACAGGACGGACUCCCCACUCUGUUAUCAUCGAUGCGCUGGGGAAAGAGAAAACCUUUGAAAUCCUUAAUGUGCUGGAGUUUUCCAGCAACAGGAAGAGAAUGUCAGUGAUUGUUCGAACUCCGGCAGGACAGCUACGUCUCUACUGCAAAGGGGCUGAUAAUGUAAUUUUUGAGAGGCUUUCAAAAGAUUCCCAGUAUAUGGAACAAACACUGUGCCAUCUUGAAUACUUCGCAACAGAAGGUCUGAGGACGUUGUGCAUUGCUUAUGCUGAUCUGUCAGAGACGUCUUACAGAGAGUGGUUGAAUGUCUACAAUGAAUCCAGUACGGUUCUGAAAGACAGAACUCAGAAGCUGGAGGAGUGCUAUGAGAUCAUUGAAAAGGAUUUGUUGCUUCUUGGAGCUACGGCCAUUGAAGACCGCCUGCAAGCAGGUGUUCCAGAAACAAUAGCCACACUAAUAAAAGCAGAAAUUAAGAUAUGGAUUCUGACAGGUGACAAACAGGAAACAGCUCUCAAUAUAGGGUACUCUUGCAGACUCAUUUCGCAGAGUAUGUCUCUCAUCCUGGUCAAUGAAGAUUCACUAGAUGCAACAAGAGCUUCUCUGACUCAACAUUGUACCAGUCUGGGGGAGUCACUGGGCAAGGAAAAUGAUAUUGCCCUGAUUAUUGAUGGCCACACACUGAAGUAUGCCCUUUCAUUUGAAGUCAGGCAGAGCUUUCUGGACUUGGCGCUCUCCUGUAAAGCGGUCAUUUGUUGCAGAGUAUCUCCUCUACAGAAGUCCGAAAUAGUAGACAUGGUCAAGAAACACGUCAAUGCCAUAACACUUGCCAUUGGGGAUGGUGCCAAUGACGUAGGAAUGAUCCAGACAGCUCACGUUGGAGUGGGGAUCAGUGGCAAUGAGGGCAUGCAGGCAACCAAUUGCUCGGAUUAUGCCAUUGCACAGUUUUCCUAUUUGGAGAAGCUAUUGUUGGUCCACGGUGCUUGGAGUUACAAUCGAGUUACCAAAUGCAUACUGUACUGCUUCUACAAAAAUGUGGUUUUGUAUAUUAUCGAGCUUUGGUUUGCUUUCGUUAAUGGAUUUUCCGGGCAGAUCUUAUUUGAGCGAUGGUGCAUCGGUCUGUAUAAUGUGAUUUUCACAGCACUGCCACCCUUUACUCUGGGAAUUUUUGAACGGUCGUGUACUCAAGAUAGCAUGCUUAGAUUUCCACAGCUAUACAAAAUCACUCAAAAUGCAGAUGGUUUCAACACAAGGGUUUUCUGGGGUCACUGCAUCAAUGCCCUCAUCCAUUCCAUCAUUCUUUUCUGGUUUCCACUGAAAGUGCUGGAGCAUGAUGCAGUAUUCACAAAUGGACAGGGAGUUGACUAUUUAUUUGUUGGAAACAUAGUUUACACUUAUGUUGUAGUCACUGUUUGUCUGAAAGCUGGCUUGGAAACAACUGCAUGGACUAGAUUCAGUCACCUGGCCGUCUGGGGAAGCAUGGUGCUCUGGCUCGUGUUCUUCGGCGUGUACUCGGCCAUCUGGCCUACGUUCCCCAUCGCGCCCGACAUGCUGGGGCAGGCUGGAAUGGUGUUAAGAUGUGGAUACUUCUGGUUUGGCUUGUUUCUUGUGCCCACUGCGUGCCUUGUUAAAGACGUGGCAUGGACAGCGGCAAAACAUACCUACCGUAAAACGUUGCUGGAGCAAGUUAAGGAGUUGGAAACGAAGACAAGAGAACUGGGAAAAGCCAUGCUUCGUGAUAGUAAUGGAAAGAGCGUGAACGAACGUGACCAUUUGUUAAAAAGGCUCGGCAGGAAAACUCCUCCGAGCCUUUUCCGCGCUCAUUCUGUCCAGCAAAGCGUGUCACAUGGGUAUGCAUUUUCUCAAGAAGAACACGGCGUUGUUUCCCAGUCACAAGUCGUUAGAUCCUACGAUACAACCAAAAGGAGAUCAGAAAUAGAAUAAAUUAUUCUUUACUUGAUGGGUGGUGGGAAUAGUGGGAUUUGGAUCAAUGCAUCCGCUGUUAACACAUUCAUGACUAGGUUUGGCAGCAGCAGCCAAAACACCAGAGAACUCAUUUCUGUGGCCUUAGCCAACAAGUUUCUGUAUUCUCCCUGCAAACCUUGAGUGCAUAUUGUGGGGGGGAGAUCAUUGUUUGACUUCAGUCGCAAAGCUCUGCCUAAAGUUUCGUUUAUGUUGUUAUGAAGCAUUUGACUGUGCUAUGUGAGGUGUGAAAUUAAAAACAAUGUUUUACCACUAUUUAAAACAUCGGCAUAAGGUUGUUCUGGGGGAAAAGUAGAAAAUUUAUGUUCCAUGAGAAAUCAGUCUUUGCUUAAUUGGAACGGGGUGCUGAGAUUUCCUGUUUUGUUACACACAGACCAAGUGCACACGACUGCAUGCAGACUUUACUCCUUCUUGUAUUCACUGUUAAUUAAUUUGGCUGAAAUUUUCAACAGACCAUUUGGUGUAAAAAUUUUUGAUUGCAACACAGUUUGUAGCUAAAAAUGCUUAUUUGCCUUCUUAUGACAGAAUAACACAAGAUAGCAAUCAAUUACUUAGACUAUUUGCCCUCUUACAGGAUUUAUUAGGGUUCUAUCAUAGCUUUCUGAAACCCAAAUAAUAGCUUACUCACACAGCCAGGAUGUGGAAGUCAGAGCUUGGCAGAGCAGCUGUCUUGAGUGCAUGGCAUUGUACACCAAGAUGAACUCAACUAGGUGCCUCCUCAUAACGCUUCAUGAUGUAUUUGGAUGUGCACUUCAAGUGUAGCCUGGGACUUCCCUCCAUGACCCCAUUCCCAGUUUAAUAGUAGAAUAAAACAGUGAGAAUUUCAAUUUAUAGGUACCAUCUGG